Messenger RNA from Magnusiomyces paraingens, 1314 nucleotides. RefSeq lists its product as uncharacterized. The transcript has a single exon. Gene Ontology annotation, cellular component: tRNA (m1A) methyltransferase complex. NCBI's taxonomy places the organism in Eukaryota, Fungi, Ascomycota, Dipodascomycetes, Dipodascales, Dipodascaceae. The record is from RefSeq and is a predicted model, not a curated record. The coding region runs from base 1 to 1314 and encodes 437 amino acids. Gene Ontology annotation, biological process: tRNA methylation.
AUGGUUCUUUUUACGUCUAAAACAUCGUCGCUACUUGCACGGUUAGGAUCUCGCGUUCAUAUAGCUACAUACCGAACGUUUCAACCAGGUGACAUUGUCCUAGCGCGCCAUGUUUUGCGUCCUGACAGACCCAUUCUUUCAACUCCCCUAGGAGUUGGCAAGGAAUGGACAUUGGGCAACUCUUCGGUCCCACAUGAGUCUAUCAUCGGACAACCUGUGCGUACCACAGUGUCUCCAUUAACUAAACGUGGUGCUGAGACAAACCAGACUUUUAUUCUUACACUUCCGUCACUUGAUGAGUAUACUGUUCACAGAAAACGCCAAGCUCAACCAAUUUAUCCGCUGGACGCGGCAGCCAUUGUUUCUCUCGCUGAUAUCCAUGAAGAUGAAACAGGCGCAUGCGGAUAUGGGCGCGUAACUGGGACUGCGAGAGACCUAGAGACUAGCGACGAAGAACUUGUUCAAGGGUUGCCUGCUGAAGGCAAGACAGCAGUGACUCCUAUUGUGCCUAUCAAGAUGCGUCAGUAUCUCGAGGCCGGAACUGGUCAUGGAUCUUUAACACUGGCUAUAUCCAAAGCCAUCCAUGCCGCAAAUGGUGAUGCGCGAAGGCUUGGUGAUUUGAGUCUUCGCGGUGCAGUUUUACACUCGAUUGACAGAAACGCGUCGCAUUCUCGCACAGGUCGUCACAAUGUGCGCGAUUUCCGGAACGGCAUGUACUAUGGUGAUGUGGAAUUUCAUGUUAGCGACUCGCCGGAGCAGUGGCUAGCUGAAAAUGAAGGUGAAUGGCGAGCACGCGGGAUUCCAGAGGAGCCUGCUCAAGGAGCAAGUGCAGAAACGCCUGGAUCAUUUUUAAGUGGCGCGUUUUUGGAUCUCCCAUCCCCAGACACUUCGGUAACUGCCAUUGCCCAACGCUUGAUAGUUGAUGCACCUUUGGUUGUGUUUUGCCCCAGCGUGACACAGAUCCAGGACAUUGUUGAACACAUUCGGGUUGACGAAAGCAUUGACCUGACCCUGGCAAACACCGUAGAACUCAUGCCUGGUAUUGCUGGUGGGUCAAUGCGUGCCUGGGACGUUCGUUCAGCGGUAAUAAGACAAACUGGUGAGGUAGCGCGUGUGUGCCGACCGCGUGUAGGAACCGGUGUUGGUGGUGGAGGUUUUGUGGCCGUUUUUAGAAAGCUUCCUCAUCAGGCUCGGAUCAAACUCCGACUGAUGAAGGAGGCGAAGCAAGAAUCCAAGGAUACUGACUCCAAAGAUACUGAAUCUCAAAAUGCUCCCGAGACCGAAACCCUUCAAGAGAUAACUACAACCAUUUAG